Messenger RNA from Hyposmocoma kahamanoa, 1308 nucleotides. RefSeq lists its product as uncharacterized. The record is from RefSeq and is a predicted model, not a curated record. The coding region runs from base 1 to 1308 and encodes 435 amino acids. The transcript has a single exon. NCBI's taxonomy places the organism in Eukaryota, Metazoa, Arthropoda, Insecta, Lepidoptera, Cosmopterigidae.
AUGGAGCACAACAGUUACGAUGAGCGAAUAGGACCGCUUCCCGGGGGUAAUCGCCGGGGCGCGCCUGGAGCUGGGGCUGGGCGUGGCAGUAUGCGGGCCCCCAGCCGCGGCAGACUGGCCCGACCAUCCGGCCAGUCUACUCACGAUCCACCACCACCAGUUGGCAUGGUAUCGGCAGGGGCUGGGGCAACUCGGUCCCAGCAAUCGGUACCCGCCUCUGGUGGAGUACGGCGCCGCAUGGCAUGGACGAUUGAUAUGAAUAAAAAUGCCAUGCGGGCCUAUUUUAGGGCCUCAGGUUCGGGAACCGGACGGACAGGUUACCGAGCAGUAAUGUACCGCGAAUUUCUUCGGCUGGAGCCAACUUUGACCGUCACAGAACAAAACCUGGCGGACCGAGUUCGGUACCUACAGCGCUCAGGACUUUUUAGCGCUGCCGAACUCGAGCAAUUACGAUGCGAGGCUGUUCCUCCACUGGAAGAAGAGCCACCCAGGCUGGAGCGCUCUCCUGUUCUCAGCAGGGAAGUUCACAGGGAACCUAGUGCUCAGCAGCCGGAUACGGGUGGUACUGAAAGUGAUUGGGGAACAGCCGCCCUGGAUUUGGAAGCGUUGAGGAGUAGUCUGGAGGAGACGAUUCUGGAAUAUCGCCACGUGCCUCUUGAGCGAAGGCCACGGCUGCCUCGAGUGCCUCUCAGUAUCAAGGUUCGGGAUGCCGUUGGGGCCAUUAACAACAUGCUUCCCUCAUUUUUAGAGGAAAGCGUAGGCCUUUGGGAGACAGACUCAAUUCUCUUCGCUGCCGCAAUGACUGUGUGUCAAUUUGUCGGCGUCAGGAUGCCGCCAACAAGACCCGGCGGUAACCACCAGGUUGGCAGCACUACUCCUAGGACUAGUACUAAGCCAGCCUGGAUGAGGCGAAUUGAGGGUCGUAUAGCAUGGGCCAGGGUCCUCAUCGGCAAACUGACUAGCUUCAGAUCAGGCGUCACAAGGCCGAGAGUGAUGCGCUUUGUCCGAGAAGCAUUCCCCGGUGAGAACAUUUUUGUAGACUCACCGGAGUUUGCACGAAAACUGACAGGGCGCAUCGAUGAUCUGAAGCAGAAGAUAGCUGCUUGGGGCAAGCGGAUUCGGCGAUAUUCCGAAAGGGUGAAGAGGUAUCGGCAGAAUCGUCUCUUCAUGAGUGACCAAAAGAAGUUUUAUAGGACACUGGAGCGUCCUGAUGUGGUCUUGACGGGUGAGCGUCCGGACAAAGCAGAAGUGGUCGCCUUUUGGCGAAGGCUUUGGUCGCAGCCCGUCGAUCACGAAGAGGGUCCAUAG